AUGAAGCCUCGUAGUGCAGGCAACAGUCCUUCGUCAGCAACCAGGAGACGCCCAACAGUGAAUCAAAAUGUGAUGCAUGGAAUGCCCACUCAAUAUCAGUCAUCACUGGAAGAAGUCCUUCUCGCCUCAGCCGCCCGGAACCCACGUCCGAUGAGCUGGCAUCCUUCAUCCGCAAGAGCGCGGGGUCUUUCCAACCCUUACAUCUCAGAUUUCCCUUCGGAUAGCUAUGCCGGUCUGGGAGCCGUGCCUGAUCAAUACCUCACCUCAGCCGUCUACGGCGGUGAAGGCAUCAUGUCAUAUCCUGAGGACUUGCCACUACCACAGCACACGCCGGGGUUCAUGACUGGCUCACAGGUCGACCCCAUGGGAUGGGAUGUCGCCACUAUGUCCACCGAUAUGUCAACGAUGUCGCACCCGGCCUCCGACAACUGGAGCCUGGACAUGCUAUCAAUGGGCACCAACAUCCCCCCACCAGAGACAACAUGUCCAAGCUACGUCAGCGUCCCCUCCCCAGGUGAACUGAGUGGCCCAUCAACACCGGACUUUCUCCCCAUUCAACAAUUCGAGAAUCCCUUCCAGCCCAGCGCAGAGACCAAGAAAACCGGAAAGGGCGAAGAAGAACUAGUCGGCAUGGGCCUCUACAGCCAGCCCAACGGAACACUGGCACGAGCCCCGCAGAGCAAAUCAGGCAGCGAGGAGGACGCAGAGGUCGAGAUCAUUGGGCAGCAGGAAUUGCCCCAGCAACCAAACACCUACCAUGAAUCCGCGCCUACCAUUCGCCAGUCGAACUUCACUUCCAAGCAGCAGCCCAGACAAGCUCUGAAUCUGCUCCAGCGGUCUUUCUUCUUCGACCAUGAUGAUGCGGAUCAGCAGCCCAUGACUGCUGCACAGCCUUUUGCUAGUUUCAAUCAGCCCUGCAUGAACUAUGGGUAUGGGUGGAUCUGA
Penicillium mononematosum is the source of this 945-nucleotide messenger RNA. RefSeq lists its product as uncharacterized. Bases 1 to 945 code for a protein of 314 amino acids. The transcript has 3 exons. The record is from RefSeq and is a predicted model, not a curated record. NCBI's taxonomy places the organism in Eukaryota, Fungi, Ascomycota, Eurotiomycetes, Eurotiales, Aspergillaceae.